Messenger RNA from Cutaneotrichosporon oleaginosum, 649 nucleotides. RefSeq lists its product as uncharacterized. Gene Ontology annotation, cellular component: cytoplasm. Gene Ontology annotation, molecular function: iron ion binding; 3-hydroxyanthranilate 3,4-dioxygenase activity. Gene Ontology annotation, biological process: 'de novo' NAD+ biosynthetic process from L-tryptophan; quinolinate metabolic process. The record is from RefSeq and is a predicted model, not a curated record. Lineage: Eukaryota; Fungi; Basidiomycota; Tremellomycetes; Trichosporonales; Trichosporonaceae.
CGAACGUUGUACUUUCCACUUCUCAGCUCGGCGCUUGGCCAUACGUCUGCAGCGACCAUGAUCACGCCGCCCAUCAACUUCCCCAAGUGGCUCGAGGAGAACGGGCACCUCCUCAAGCCGCCUGUUGGCAACAAAUGUAUCUUCAAGGGCGAGAACUUCUUCACCAUGAUCGUUGGUGGGCCCAACACGCGCUCCGACUUCCACGUCAACACCACGGAGGAGUGGUUCUACCAGUACAAGGGGGCGAUCGUGCUGGUGGUGAUCGACGACGGCAAGUUGCGCGAAAUCGUCAUUAACGAGGGCGACAUGUUCCUGCUGCCUGCCAACACGCCGCACUCGCCGCGCCGCCCAGCCAACACUGUUGGCGUAGUCAUCGAGAUGAACCGCCCCGGCACCGAGAUUGACACCAUGCGCUGGCUCUGCCCGAACCCUGCACACGGCGACAAGCUCGUCGUCGUCCGCCAGGUGCAGUUCCACUGCAGCGACAUCGACACGCAGAUGAAGCCGCACCUCGACAAAUGGGUGGCGGAUGAGGAGCUGCGCAGGUGUCCCGAGUGCGGCGAGGUUGCGCCGGCGCAGCGCGGCAAGCUGUCGAUCAUCGGGGAGGAGUAGUAGGGUUGUAUGCUAUGUCAAGGGUUUUAUGGUCGUG